GGAGGAGGAAGAGGAAAGGACUGAAGUAACCUUGAAGGAGAGACGAGGAGGAGGGAGAAGAAGCGAAGAAGGAUUCAGUUGGCUGGCAGAUUCCGUUCCUGCAGGAGGGAAGGAGAGAGAGGAUGGAAGCAGGGCGCGUGUUACUCCUGCUAGUGGCAGGGCUGGUGGGAUCUACUACUGCUGCUCCUGUCCCCCUACCAGCAGUUUUCGGGACUACCAAUGAACUCGUGAAGACCAACUUUAUCCCCUUGAGAGACACCCUGCUUCGCCUCGACUCCCUGCUCAGGCGACCCAACGACUACAAUGAGGUGAUAGAGGAGUCCGGGGAGGAGGACGACCAGCUCUCCAGGGUUCUUUAUGAGAUUCAAAACAGCCCUCCAGAUAGCAACACUAGACAAAUAACUGACAUCUUGACCAGUUUGGCAAGCGAGGACUCAAUCUUGAAACGCCUUCCUCGUGAAGCCAAACGGGGAAGAGGACGAAGCAGAGAGCGGCGACCUAAGAGCAAGGAGAGGAGAUGCAAACCCAGGGGAUCCAGGAGCAGAGAGAGGAGCAGGAGACCAAGCAGGGAGAGGAGACCAAGACCAAGCAGGGAAAGAUGUGAGGACGAAACGACCACCACGUCUCCCUCCACCUGCCACGACCACGACUACUCCAACGACCUGCUACUACACCUACUAGCACCACCACCACCACCUCCGCCACAUCCACCGACUCCAUCGACUACUACUACUACUACUCCAACCACUUACUACUACCCCCACGACUACUACUACUCCAACUACCACUACGACGACCACUCCAUCUACCACCACCGCCUCCUCCACGACUACGACCACCACUCCUGCCUCCUCCUCCUCUUCCACUACCACUACCACCACCACCACUACCCCUACCCACAACUACUUCUACCACUACCACCACCCCAACUACAACUUCAAGCACGACAACUACGGCUUCUGGUUAGACUAUAAAGCUGUGGUGAUACUGCUACUACUACUUACCACUACUACUACUACUACUACUACUACAAACGGACAUGUAGCUACACUAAUUUACUGAUAAGAAGAAAGAAGAAGAAGAGAAGAAGAAGAAGAAGAAGAAGAAGAAGAAGAAGAAGAAGGAAGAAGAAGAAGAAGGAGAAGAAGAAGAAGAAGAAGAAGAAGAAAAAGAAGAAGAAGAAGAAGAAGAAGAAGAAAGAACUGACUUCCAGCUGGUAACGGGUCUUGAACAUCAAUAUACAAAAAAAAAGUCGAGAGAGAGAGAGAGAGAGAGAGAGAGAGAGGAGAGAGAGAGAGAGAGAGAGAGAGAGAGAGGAGAGAGAGAGGAGAGUACACCAGUUCCUUUUUUUAUAUAACGCACCAACAAACUAACGAUGAUGAUUAACUAGAAGUGUAUGUGUGUGUGUGUAUGUGUGUGUGUAUGUGUGUGUGUGUGUGUGUGUGUGUGUGUGUGUGUGUGUGUGUGUGUGUGUGUGUGGAGGUGACUAGUGAACACGUAACAGGAGACAAUGUAACACCAAAAGAUAAUCCCACACUCGACCAACUAAAAUCCCACACAACUCCUUACAAAUUCAGUAACCUGACUCAACCUGACUCAGCUUAUCUGUGUCUGAGAGUGUGUUUGUGUCUACAUGUUUACGACUAGGCGCUGUCAGCUUCUAUUCAGAUUUAUUUUAUUUAUUUAUUUUUUUCUAUUACCUCUUCCCUUGAGUGUGAAGGUCAGGCAAGUCAAGUAUUCAAAGUUAAGAUGCAUAUUGUGUUAGAUCACUGAAAUAUAAUAUGUAUGUUUUGGACUGGGUAUCGAUCUAUCUAUCGUGUAGUCGUAACAUUAUAUCUAUCAUCUGUCUAUCUAUCUAUAUAUCUAUCUAUCUAUUUUGUCUAUCUGUCUGUCUCUCUGUCUGUCUGUCUGUCUGUCUGUUUAUCUACCUAUAAAAUUCAUCCCAAUGCAUUGAUGGACUCAAGGUAUAUGCUGUAGAUAAACACUGGGUAGUUUAUAUACUAAUAGAGUGAUUAUGCUUAUGAAUGAGAGAGGUAUACUUAAAAAUCUAUUAAGAGGAACGGUGACUAUACUAAUAGAGAGCAUAAAACAAAAAGGAGCAGGAUUCUAACCCAUGACAAUGUAUCAUUAAACAAGGACCUAACCAAGGAACCAGUGAGGAGAAACAUUUGUUAUUAAUAGAAUAAAUACAAUGAACCAAGUAAA
This is a messenger RNA of Scylla paramamosain (green mud crab), 2205 nucleotides long. RefSeq lists its product as uncharacterized. Bases 123 to 974 code for a protein of 283 amino acids. The record is from RefSeq and is a predicted model, not a curated record. The transcript is spliced from 6 exons. Lineage: Eukaryota; Metazoa; Arthropoda; Malacostraca; Decapoda; Portunidae.